GGCAAGCAUGGCUUCUCUCAAGACAAUGACUUUGGCGUUGGCUGCCGUUUUCCUCGGCAUGGCUCUGGCUGCGCCCGUUCAUCUGCACCAAAAGCCCGUCUCGCGCGUCCUGACCAGCUUUUCCUUCCAAGACUGCGCCGCCCCCUCCGCCCCCAUGCAUGGCAACCUGAGCCUGAGCCCCGACCCCAUCGUGCUCCCCGGCAACAUUACUGGCUACGCCGGCAUUGUUCUUUCGUCCAACCUGUCCUCCCCACUCAAGGCCACCGUCGAGAUGAAAAAGGGCAUCAUCAAGGUGCCCUGCGUGGAUAACUUUGGCUCGUGCACCUAUGACGAUCUGUGCUCUUUCCUCGAAAAGAUUCCCCUCAAGAACGGCACUUGCCCCGACCCCAUGCCCGCCAUGGGCAUUCCUUGCCGAUGCCCGCUCACUCCCUUCUCCGCCUUUAUGCCUGAGCGCACCUUCCACGUCUCAGAGUCCCUCCCGGGCAUUCUUGACGGCGAUUACGACAUCUCGGCCGAGAUCACGGAUGGCUCUGGCAACCAGGUUGCCUGCGUCAAGCUCUCCCUGGCCCUCAAGUCUGCUUAAACACACCAGCGUGCCAGCCUGUCGUUACAUUUCUGUCCUUUAUCACUUGUUGUCUUGACGUCUUUUGCUGUCAAAACCAGCUCCCCCAAUUCAAACACA
Molecule: messenger RNA, 682 nt
Organism: Monosiga brevicollis MX1
Lineage: Eukaryota; Choanoflagellata; Craspedida; Salpingoecidae
Exons: 5
Coding region: 8-583 (191 amino acids)
Biological process (GO): lipid transport; ganglioside catabolic process
Cellular component (GO): cytoplasmic side of plasma membrane
Molecular function (GO): enzyme activator activity; lipid carrier activity
Source: RefSeq, a predicted model, not a curated record